UGAUGCCGAUGCGAUGGAUGCCUACCGAAGCCGGCCGGCCAUUGAUUGAUCGCAUUCAUUGUAUGUCCGUCUCAUUUACACAUGCCUGCCACUCACUGUCCUUACUGUCUGUACACAGACAUAGCGACCGACACCACAAAGCGUUCGCAUCACCCCACAUAGCAUCAUAGCAUCAUAGCACACCGAAUGUAUGGAUCGCCGGAUGGGAUGGGAUGCCCACCCCACCCGAGCGAGGGUCAUGUAGGUCAUUAUCCCGGUUUCUUUGGGUAUCGAAUCUGUCCCUUGAUGAUGCCCCAAGAGUGGUGCUCGCCCGUCUUCAUACGCUGCAUCGUAUACCUGCCGACAGACAAGACAGGUGUGUCGACAGACAGACAGACAGACAGACGUCCAUCACAUUUGCACAAUGAGUUAGUUGGUUGGUGGGUUGGUCGUGUCACUGUCAGUCACUGUGUGUCUACGUGACGUGACGUGACGUACGUCUUCUUGGGCAUGAGCAGCUUCUGUUGGUCCCAAAUGGCGCUGAAAGUGUGUGGGCUGCUCUCCACCCUCUCGCGGAACUUCUGCAGCUCACGCUUGAACUCGGGCAAGGCUGCCACCUGCAACCACAUACACAUACACACACACGUACACACAAAAGGCACAUGUCCGUGUGUUUGCGUGUGUGUAUGUGUGUGUGCAUGUGUGUGUACCGUACCACAGUGUCGAGGUCCUCUCUGCUGAGAUACAUGAGCGGCCGGCGGGCAAAGUCGCUCACACACAGCACCGGGUGAAUCGCCAACAUGCUGCCGUCGGCUUCCAACUGUGCAGUCAGUACACACAACAUACGUAGACCAACAGACCAUAUGGUAAACCGUGUGUGUGUCUGCCUGCCUGUGGGAAUAGUGCACUGCAGCAUUGCAGCUAGCCAUCUUACUUACCUUGGGCGGGAGCAGCGGGUAAGGCCCCCUGGGCCCCUCCCAGUCCUCAAGGUCGAUGGUCUCGUACGCAUUGAAGACGAAGAACUGACGGCCCCACGGCUCGAUCUGCACACAACACACGCACAGGACAGGCACACACAGGUGGAUGGAUGGAUGGAUGGCCCAUACGCACGCACGUCUAUCUACUCGCAGUAAGUAGGUACUGACUGGAUGGAGCGGCGAUGAGUCUGGCGGGGGCCAUGUGAAGUAGUUCGCUCGACGGUUGCGGAUGUCUGCAGACGACACAACACCACACAUGGUCAGUGCACACACACACACCGUCACGUCACGUCACGUCCUUUGAUGUGAUCUUCCCAUCUCACAUCGAUAGCAAUUCCGCCGAACUGCAAGAAACAAACAAACAGACAGACACACACAUGUUGCACACGCACAGCAAUGCCGUUCACACGCGCAACAAAUCGGUUCACAUCAUCUGGGCAGUCCUUUCUUCUCAGCAUCAUCGCAGCAGCGGCAGCUCAGCUUACGUACGUUUGUUGUGGCGCACUCCCGUCGGGCGCGGGAUGAUGCCAGGCAUCGCUCGCGACAAUUUUUCAGUGCAGACGGCAACAAACUCU
Messenger RNA from Vitrella brassicaformis, 1531 nucleotides. The record is from the annotation of a GenBank genome assembly. Lineage: Eukaryota; Vitrellaceae.